Molecule: messenger RNA, 6572 nt
Organism: Scophthalmus maximus (turbot)
Lineage: Eukaryota; Metazoa; Chordata; Actinopteri; Pleuronectiformes; Scophthalmidae
Gene: ctnnd2a
Product: catenin (cadherin-associated protein), delta 2a
Exons: 25
Coding region: 22-4317 (1431 amino acids)
Biological process (GO): cell-cell adhesion; cell-cell junction assembly; dendritic spine morphogenesis
Cellular component (GO): adherens junction; plasma membrane; nucleus
Molecular function (GO): cadherin binding
Source: RefSeq, a predicted model, not a curated record
UGAUGGCAGUGCUGCCAUAGGAUGCUGAGCGCGCGCGCGUGCGGGAGGGAGACAGCGCUGCGUGUCUGCCUCCUCUCCGCUGGUGUUGCCUCCCCGUCGUUGCAGUGCUUUGCUGCUCUCCUCUCCCCUUUCUUUCUUUCGUUCCCUCUUCCUCGCUUUCGUACCCGGCGCCUCGCUGCGCCUCGCCUCUUCCUCUUCCUCCUCCUCCUCCUCCUGCUCUUCCCCCGUCCACCUCUUCCCACUCCCUUCGCAUGCCUCAGCCUCGCACCUCCGGCUAAGCAUCCCGGCAAAUGGUCGCUCCAUCCCCGGCAACUCUGGACGCAGGACACAGCGAAAAGGCGCACUGCUCGGCUUGGUUCUGAUCGGAGCACACUGCGGAUUGACUUGAGGGAGAGAGAGAGGGAGAGAGAGAGAGAGAGAGAGGGAGAGAGAGAGAGAGAGAGAGAGAGAGGCGGACCAGGCACAGGAGGGAAGACGAGGAGACGCCGGUCCCUGACAGGAUCACAUUUCGCAAUGCCAGUCCCAGAGCAGCCUGCAGAGCAGGAUAAGGGGGCGAUGGUUCCCCCUGUGCUGCCAGCCUCCAAUGGUGACAGAUCGGAGACAGAGACAACCUCUUCCAUCCUUGCCUCUGUCAAAGAGCAGGAGCUUCAGUUUGAACGGCUGACCAGGGAACUUGAAGCUGAGCGUCAGAUCGUUGCCACCCAGCUGGAGAGAUGCAAACUGGGAUCAGAGGCAGGCAGCAUGAGCAGCAUCAGUUCGACAGAUGAGCAAUUUCGCUGGAACGCUCAAGCCGAUGGACACAAGGAUAUUGAGGAUGAGCUGACCACAGGUUUGGAGUUGGUGGAUUCCUGCAUUCGCUCUCUUCAGGAAUCAGGAAUACUUGACAGCGGAGAACGACCGGCUCUUCUUUCCCAGAGUUCCUUGCAGCUCAACUCCACCCCGGAGGCUUCGCUCCAGUACUCUGCCAGCUACCAUAGCAACCAGACCCUCGCCCUUAGCGACAGCAUCUCCGCAGCAACUCCUCAGCGCAGCGGGCACGUUGGAGGAGCUGUGCACAGCUACAACCAGGUGACAUCUAGUCGUGCAGCCCAGCAACAACAAUCACAAACCGGGGCCGGAUCAGGUAUCUACUACUCCAGCUCCACCUUGCCUGCCCAGCGUGUCAGUUCUCCUCUGUCUGGAGGAGGAGGCGGCUCAGGGUCCGGUUCCCCUAGUAAGCUCCAGCGCCUGGGAUCAGCCUCUGAGUCAGCGGGCUACUCUACCACUCAGCGCCUGCCUUCCUCUUCCUCCUCCCCCAGCAAACAUUCCUCUGCUAAUCGACUGGCCAAGUCAUACAGCACCACAGCUGCUGUGACAACAGCAGGAGGGGCGGGGUCUCCCCUGAGGGUGGCAUCUCCACCCAACUCUACAGCAGCAGGGGGAGGGGCCAGCUCAUCAUCGUCCCCACUUCACCAGAUGAGUUCAGGCAUAGGGAGCUAUGCUACUCUGUCUCCCAAAAGACUGGCAGCUCACCACGCGUCUGACCAGUACAAGAUCUCCCACGAGCUCUACGCGACUGCAACACUACAGAGACCUGGAAGUCUGGCAGGCUCUCGUGGCUCCUACAGUAGUCAGCACUGUCAGGAGCCCCUUCGGCCCUUGGGGUCCCCAGAGCACCAAAUAGAUCCCAUCUAUGAAGAACGUGUCUACCACAACAAGGGUCCCAUGAGGAGCCUCAGCCAGAGCCAGGGGUCGGACUCAGGCCCCUAUCGCAACAACACCGCUCCCUCCUCCCCUGGUGUCGACUCCGCCCCUUUGCAGCGCACAGCAAGUCACAGCACUGGGACAGGAAACUACGGCCGAGGCGGGACCAACAACUAUGCCACAGUGGGGCCAGGCUACACCUCAAGUGGAGGUGGUGGAGACUUAUAUGGCUCAGACCCCUAUGUUGCAGACCCCUACCGCACCCUGCAGUACUGCCCCUCAGUGGUGGAAUCACCCUACAGCAAGUCUGGACCAGCCCUGCCGCCUGAAGGCAGCCUGCAGCGUUCACCUUCUAUCGACUCUAUUCAGAAAGACCCAAGAGAAUUUGGGUGGAGAGAUCCAGAGCUGCCAGAGGUGAUCCAGAUGUUACAGCACCAGUUCCCAUCGGUGCAGUCCAAUGCAGCAGCCUACCUACAGCAUCUCUGCUUUGGAGACAACAAGAUCAAAGCUGAGAUCCGUAGACAGGGAGGCAUUCAGCUGCUGGUGGACCUGCUGGACCACAGGAUGAGCGAGGUUCACCGCAGUGCCUGCGGAGCCCUGAGGAACCUGGUGUACGGCAAAGCCAACGACGAGAACAAAGUAGCUCUGAAGAACUGCGGGGGGAUUCCUGCACUGGUCCGCCUGCUGAGAAAGACUGGCGACGUGGAAAUCAGAGAGCUGGUCACAGGUGUGCUAUGGAACCUGUCAUCAUGUGACGCUCUCAAGAUGCCAAUCAUUCAGGACGCCCUGGCUGUUCUGACCAAUAGUGUCAUCAUACCCCACUCGAGCUGGGACUCCUCCCCGAAUCACCAUGAUGACCGAAAGCUUCACCUCCAUACCUCCCAGGUGCUGCGCAAUGCUACAGGCUGCCUCAGGAAUGUAAGCUCUGCAGGUGAGGAGGCAAGACGAAGGAUGAGGGAGUGUGACGGCCUGACAGAUGCUCUGCUCUACGUCAUCCAGACCUCUCUGGGCAGCGGCGAGAUCGACAGCAAGACUGUAGAGAACUGCGUUUGCAUCCUGAGAAACCUGUCUUACCGAUUGGCUGCCGAGACGUCUCAUGGCCAGCAGGGGGGGUUGGAAGAGUUGGAUAGCCUGCUUUGGGAUGCCAACGGUCGUGAUGGAGAGAGCUCUGGCUGCUGGGGCAAGAAGAAGAAGAAAAAGAAGGGAAUUGACCAGUGGGAUGGUGUGGGCCCCUUUCCGGACACGGCAGAUCCUCCAAAGGGGGUUCAGAUGCUGUGGCACCCGACCAUCGUCAAGCCCUACCUCACCCUGCUGUCUGAAUGCUCAAACCCCGACACCCUGGAGGGAGCAGCUGGGGCUCUGCAGAACCUUGCAGCAGGCAGUUGGAAGUGGUCGGUGUACAUCCGGGCGGCUGUGCGUAAGGAGAAAGGCCUUCCCAUCCUGGUGGAGUUACUGAGGAUAGACAAUGAUAAAGUGGUGUGUGCCGUGGCCACCGCUCUCAGAAAUAUGGCCCUGGACAUAAGGAAUAAGGAGCUCAUUGGUAAAUAUGCCAUGAGAGAUUUGAUCCAUCGGUUACCAGGCAGUAGUAGUAUUAGCAGCAACAAUAAUGCCACCAGCAGUGGGACCUCCGGAAACAUAGGCCCUCCCAGCAAGGCCAUGUCAGACGAUACAGUAACUGCCAUCUGCUGCGCACUGCACGAAGUCAUCACCAAGAAUAUGGAGAAUGCCAAAGCUCUGCGCGAUGCUGGUGGCAUCGAAAAACUCAUCGGCAUCGCCCGCAGCAAAGGAGACAAACACUCAGCAAAGGUGGUGAAGGCAGCCUCUCAGGUUCUCAGCAGUAUGUGGCAGUAUAGAGACCUACGCUCCCUCUACAAAAAGGAUGGAUACUCCCAGUAUCACUUUGUAGGCUCUGCCUCAACGAUAGAGAGAGACAGACAGAGGCCCUACUCCUCCUCUCGAACUCCCUCCGUCUCCCCCGUCAGGACGUCCCCGAAUAAUCGCUCUGCGAGCGCUCCAGCCUCCCCCAGAGAGAUGAUGAGUCUGAAAGAACGUAAGAUGGACUACGAUUCCACGGCAACCAACGCAGGUUUCCAUAGCAACAAAGGAGAGCACACAUCCCGGAAAGACGGCAUGGCAGUUCAAGUAUCGUGUGGGACAUCUACAUUGUUCCGAAACUCCUACCUGACUGCCAUUGAUGAUAUCAAGCAGAACCAGACUCCAGCCCAACCCUGCGUUGUGCCCCCUCAGCUCCAACAGGACAGCCCAUCAGCAGCCGUGCUAAAAGACUACGACCCCUACCCUGCCCCUCCUUCCUUUCCCCAGCCUCAGCCACCGCAGCCCCCGCCUCACAGCCAGAGCCGGAGCUUCGACGAGGUCUACUACGAGGACCAGGCGCCGCCACCUGCUCCAUCCCAGCCACAGCCACAGAUACAGGUGCAGGCCCAGCCUCAGGCCCAACCCCAGCAGCCUCCGAACUCCACUGGACCGCCCCGGGACCCACGGGAAGAUCUGCGCAUGCAUCUGGGCCUCAAAUCCACCGGAAACUACGUAGACUUCUACUCGGCCUCUCGGCCAUACAGCGAACUGAACUAUGAGACCAGCCACUACCCGGCCUCGCCUGACUCCUGGGUCUAGUUACAAAAUAAUCAUGGGGGUGGGGGGCAGGACAGAGUCUUUGUAUGCUUGUGUAUAAGGGAUUAUUUUGCAAGAGAUCAGCAGCAAAUGAACAGAAGGUGACAGCAAUCGCAUAUUGAAAAGGUAUCUUGUAGCCGACGGCAGGAAAUUAGUGUUCCUUUAAUGUAAGGUGAAAGACUGAAAGAAGGGAAAAUCGGGUCGAGAAACUGUGCAUGUGCAUGCCAACAUUUUCCUCUUUUGUUUUUUAAGACCACUUUGUUUCUUCAAAGUCAGCUCCAUUGUAUUGGUGAUUGGAUAAGGAGCAGGUGGGAGUAGAUAUGAAGUGUGUUGAAAGUGUAAAAGACAAGUGGGCAAUGGGAAUAUAGAGAGAAAAGGACCAGGCAGAGAGCACACAGAGGCCUAGAGAGGAGGAGAGAGAUGGGAUCAAAAAAUAAUGGGAAGCAGAUGACUGUAGGAAUAGGAAGUGGCCUGACCAUUUUGAUGAAGAUGGAGAGAGACAAAGAGGGCAUGAGGGUUGUUGAGGAGGUCGGGAAGAAUAAAAGCACAGAGAAAGAUGAAAGCACAUCAGACACAAGACAAGACCUGGAUGUUUACCAUUUCACCCAAGUGACAAAAGUAGCACUGCUUUUAUCCCCCUUUUUUUGAUCCGAUGGCCUUGUUGCCUACUGAGACUUCUGAAUUUGUUUUCAAGGAAUGUCAUCUUCAAGAGACUAAUUUUUUGUGACCAUUCUUUUGCAUCUUUCUUUAUUUGUACUUUUUCUAAAUUUUCACUUAAAAAAAAAAAGCAUUUUUAUUUCUGUAUAAAGUUCAAAGGUGAUAUAGAGUGUAUAUUACACAUGUUUUUGAUGGGGCCACUUACGAAGAUGAGAUUUGUUUUCCCCCCAUGAUUGACUAUCAACUGAAACAACAAAAAGCAACAAAAAUGAAGUGAAGUGCAAACACAAAAAAGAGGAAAACACAAAUCGUUAGGAUGGAUGUCAGUGGAUACCUUUGCUUUUGCCCUGUCCAAGCCCAAGAGGAAGCCUUGCAGUAUUCGUGUUUUUUCUCUCUACAUCAACUUAAUUUUCUGCGGAUAUGCUCAAACGUCAAAAGCAGUUCAAGGCUGCCAGAGCAUCAGACUGGCAGAGCAGCAUCGCUCCCAAGCCCCUGUCAACACAAGUUAUUUUCCACUGCCUAAGGAAUACAUGUGUAUGUUCCACACGCUUUGGAAAGGAUUGUCUUUUCCUUCUGGGGAGCACAAUUCUUUGUCCAUGUCAACUUUCACUGGUUUCUCAUCAUCAGUGUCAAGCAUAAAAACUGGUCCGUCCAACAAGAUAUUGUACAUCUCAAUAUACAGUAGAGAAGAAAAAAAAGAGAGAGAAAGAGACUUAACUUUGUGCCAAACUUUGACACCUCCGGACCAGUCCUAGUGGAAUUUAAAGGGACAUUCUGUCAAAGUUUAUAGACCAUGACCGGAUGACUCCCUCUGCUGUUUUUUAAUUUUAAUUUUCUUGUGUUUUGAUCAGGUGAAGACAUACUUAUUGCUAGGGAUCAUGGGUAACAUCUCCCUCCCAUUGAUGUACAGACCUGCCUCUCUGAGGUUGCUGAGCAUGUGUGGGCGGGCGUGUGUGUGUGUGUGUGUGUGUGUGUGUGUGGGCGGGCGGGCGUGUGUGUGUGUGUGUUAGUGGACACAUGAGUGUGCGUGUGUGUGCGUGUGCGCGUUCGUGUACGUGUGCAUGUAUGUGACCGAAUGUGUGGCCCAUGUGUGUACACGUAAACUUGAGCGAGCGUAUCUAUGCAUGCAUGUGUGUAGUAGUGUGUGUAUGCCUCUGUUGCGUGUAUGUGGGUGUGCGUUCCUGUAUAAAAAAACAGUGUCCAAACAAGGCAUUCCUACUGACAGUUUGUCCAGUUUUACAACAUGAAAAACCAAGGUAAAAAAUCACUAGAAUGAAUUGUUGAUAGAAAGGCAAAUCUAUAAAUAUAUGAAUAUAAAUAUAAAUAUAUAUAUAAUUUUUAUGUGCAGAUGUCAUUGUCACUAAAUGCAACAAAUGUUCGCAGAGAAAAUAUGAUUAUGUGAUGUACAACAGGACUCUUGGUCACUUGACCUUCAAGUCACCCCCCUCCCCUUCAAUUGGUACAAAAGACGAAUCCCACCUGAGGAUGCUCAGGCUCUGGUGCGAGUUGUGUGUUGUUGUGUGUCCAUGCUUCUUAGAUGAUCGUGCUGAGAGAGGACCGUAUUUGAACACAAGGAUAAAUAAAGACUCUUUGCAAUCAAA